AUGGAAUCAGUUAAAACUGGAGGAGGCAACUUUAUCCCCAAAAUGACCUUAUUGGAUGAUAAAAUAUUGGAUUUGAUUAAAGAGAAUUAUUUGUUUAUUGAUAAUAAACAUGACUCCAACAAUGGCGUUUUAGAAAAGACUGAAGAUGAAGAAUAUUCUAUGCGAGGAAUAUUAACACAAAAAACAUCUGAAGAAACACAUAAAGAUGAUUUUUCAUCAAGCAAAGGCAUAUUAUUGUACAGACAUAAUGUGGUCAACCUGAACAUUGAUGAUACAAAUCUACAUAACGACGGAAAAAUUAGUGAAAGCAAUACUAAUGAUAUAAUGCCAUUGAUGUCAACUCCAAAAAGUGAUUCAAAUCCCAGAAAUGAAGACAAAGAAAGAAGAGGACAAAAAAGAAAAGUGCAAUUUUCCAAGCACGAAAUAAAUAACACUGGAAAAGUGAGUGUUGGUGGUUUGAUAAAUAAUAAAAAAAAUCAACUUAUAGAUAAAAAAAUAUCAGUCUUAGAUAUAAUGAUAAAAGUAGAAGAGGAAAAUCUUAAAGGAAAGAUUCUGGAUAAUGAGAUAAAAGCCAUAAUAGAAAAGUUCUUAAGCGCUUGCGAAAAAGAGCGGAUAAUAAAUCCUCGAAAAAAAAAAGUUUCCGAAGUUGUUGAGCCUGAAUCACCAACAGAAUAUGAAGCAGUCAUUUACGAUGAUAGUGAUGAUGAUAUUGAAGAAGAAUUAAGAGAGGAGCCGGAAUUAAACAAAGAAAAAAAUGAUGCAAAUAUUAACGAUUGGGUGCUUAUUGCUUGCGCAGGAAAAAAAAAUGUUAAACAUUAUAUUGGUCAAGUAAUCUAA
Ceutorhynchus assimilis (cabbage seed weevil) is the source of this 837-nucleotide messenger RNA. NCBI's taxonomy places the organism in Eukaryota, Metazoa, Arthropoda, Insecta, Coleoptera, Curculionidae. The record is from the annotation of a GenBank genome assembly.